GGCACGGCCGAGGCCGAGUGGGGAGUUGAGCCGUGAGGGCGUUGCGGUAGCGCGUUCGGCGUGUUCUACGCCGCCGGUCGAUAGAAACCAGUUUUAGUAACGUCACUGACCCGGAGGAGGAACGCGACGUUUUCAGUUCUCCUCGACUUGACGCCCACACAACUUCACGGCCCCCUCUCAACACGACGGCCCGGCGGUUCUCUCGCGUUUCCCCGCCUUCGCCGCCCCCCGGCGACAUGUUCGACACGGAGAAGUUCAUCGCGGAGGUCGAGCUGCGCCCGGCGAUCUACGAUUUCAAGUCCAGGGAGUACGGGAACCGGGAAUGCAAGCUUAGGGCCUGGGACGAGAUCGGACGGGAGAUGUACUCAGGCUGGGAUGACAAAUCUUUCCACGAAAAAAACACAUUAGUAAAGGAACUGCAGAUUAAAUGGAAAUCUAUAAGAGACCACUUUAUGAGGCAACUAAAGCAGAAUGUAAAUGGGGACGCUCCAAAAAAGAAAAAAUACGUUUACUUCGAUCAGCUCUUGUUUCUCACGAGGAAUCUUGACGCCAGGAGGUACUUACCGUCGUACACAUCUAUUAAACAAGAGGAAGAUUUAAGCCCAGUAAGCGGCGAGGUGAACCUGAAAAGCCCAAGGAAGAACCAAUGGAAACCGCCUAGGUUCGAGUUCAACGAAAUCCAGGAGAGGCAAGCAUUGGCAGACACACUCAACCUGGGCGUCAUGGGCUACCCUCGGGACGAGCUGCAAGGCGACAGGAUGGGAAACAGGAUGUUCCUCCUGUCGCUGCUGCCGAUCAUGGAACGACUGCCGGACCACGUCAACCUGCGGGCCAGACUCCAGCUGAUGGAAGUGCUCCAGGCCGCCCUCGCGUCCAACGAAGUCUCCGACUCCUUCAGCAUUGGAUACCACGACAAUUCCUACUACAGCCAAGAGACUGCCUCGCAAGACGGAUCUCAAGAAACCUCAGACCAAGAGUGCAAUAACAGUUCAUGACUAUUAAACUUUAAAUUUUUACAAAAAAAAGUUAUAAUCAUUGUGAUAACGUUUUAAUAUUAAGGAAUUGUACAUAAAAAUUAGGGAGAUUUUUUUUAAUUUUUAAGAAAUGUUGAAACUCGAGUUUUCUCCGAUCCUCAAGGAAAAAUUCAUUUUUGUUCUUCCUGAAAUACGUUGUCGAAUUUCUAGAAAUAAAAUAGGCUAAUAUGUAUUUUUGUAGACACUUUGUAGUCCUUUUAUAGGCAAAUGGUUUAACUAGUGUUGGAAAAGCGCUACUUUGGCUGUUAGAAAUAAAUAAAACGAAUGUAGGUAAUCGAAAACGUUCCUUAAAUUUAGUAUAUUGUUUUAACGUUGUAAAUUUAGCAUAAUGUAUAAAGUCAGACGAGUAUUAGAUCGGAAAUAACAAUAACUGAAGUACA
Cimex lectularius (bed bug) is the source of this 1414-nucleotide messenger RNA. RefSeq lists its product as uncharacterized. The coding region runs from base 237 to 995 and encodes 252 amino acids. Lineage: Eukaryota; Metazoa; Arthropoda; Insecta; Hemiptera; Cimicidae. The record is from RefSeq and is a predicted model, not a curated record. Gene Ontology annotation, biological process: regulation of transcription by RNA polymerase II. Gene Ontology annotation, molecular function: DNA binding. Gene Ontology annotation, cellular component: nucleus; transcription regulator complex. The transcript is spliced from 3 exons.